UGUGCGAAACUCCGUUCCAACACCCCCUCCUCCUCCUCCUCCUCCUCCAUUCCAACACCUUCUCCUCCCCCCUCCUUCAUCCUCCUUCAUCCCUCACAGAUUCCCCCAUUUUUUCUCUAGCUUUCCUGCAAAACUCCGUCAUUUCCGUGGUUUUUCAACUUGCAUCGUCGUAAAAUAGGUAUGUUCCCUUGUAUCAAAAUCCCUCGUUCGCUCGAUAUCUAGGGUUUCGUAUGAGCUUUAAUUUAAAACCGUACGAUGAUUUCAGCGAUGCGCGACAAGGGUUUGGAGUUGGAUCGAAACUCCGAUUCGAUCCCAGACGUACCUCUAGGAAAAGCUAGGGUUUCGGCUGACGUCGGCUCCGAUAGUGACGCUAGUGGUGCGGAGGUCGGGGUUUUAGAGGAGCUCGAGAGUAAUCGAGCUUAUGAUAGUGAUUUUGGUUCUAGGGUUUCGGUUGCGGAGGGCAGAGUUUCGGUGGGUGGUGAAUCUGAAAGACAUAGGGUUUUGGAGGGUGAUGAGAGAAGGGAUUCUGAUUUUCGAAACGAUGAUUUGGGACGGGUGGUGGAUGACCGUAGACGGGGGGAGAAGGGAAGAGCGCUGGAGUCACGGUGGUCUAGGGUGGGGAGUGAUGAGUUCGAUACCAAGGAAAAGGGUGUUGGUUCGAGAGCAAGUGUCCGCAAGUCGAAUGUUUCAACGUUUGAUGAUUUCGUGGCUAAUGGGAAGGGCGAGGUGACGGGGGUUGGGCUGUCGACCUCUGUGGGUUAUGGUUAUGAAAUAGGGGAUAUGAUUUGGGGGAAGGUGAAAUCACACCCGUGGUGGCCGGGUGUUAUUUAUAAUGAGUCAUUUGCAUCGCCUUCAGUUCGUCGGACAAAGAGUGAAGGUCAUGUGUUGGUUGCUUUCUUUGGUGACAGUAGCUAUGGAUGGUUUGAGCCAGAAGAGCUCAUUCCAUUUGAAAGUAAUUACUCUGAGAAGUCGAGGCAAACGAAUUCGAGAACUUUUGUUAAGGCUGUGGAAGAUGCAGUUGAUGAGGUUAACCGGAGAAGUGGUCUGGGUUUGGCUUGCCGCUGCAGGAACCCAUAUAAUUUUAGGCCGGGUAAUGCUCAAGGAUACUAUGCUGUUGAUUUGAAUGAUUAUGAGACUGGAGCGGUUUACUCCGUCAGUCAGAUUAGGAAAGCCAGAGAGAGUUUUCAGCCGAGAGAUACUGUUGCUUUUAUCAAGCAGUUGGCAUUGAUUGCUAGAGAUGAGGUGUAUACCAGUAUUUAUUUUGUCAAGAAUAAGGCUACUGCUUUGGCUUAUCGAAAAGCAGUGUUCGAGGAGUUUGAUGAGACCUAUGCUCAAGCAUUUGGUCAGCAGCCGGUGCGUCCUUCCCGUGAAUCAUUGGCAGCAGUUGCUCAGCCUGUUAGGGCUCCAUUGAGUGGGCCAAUGGUGAUGGCAGAGGCCUUGGGUAAGCGGAGAAAGAACUCUACAAAACCCAGUAAAUUGAAAGAGCAUGAAAAUAAAGAGAAAUACCUCUUUAAAAGGAGAGACGAACCAAGUGAGGUGAAAAUCCACCAAAAGGGGCAAGGAGCAUUCUCUAGGCAAGUAGAGGGGUCUGCAGCUAGUAUGGUUGAGCCCCCUUUUACCUUUGCUGAGACUUCUUCAUGGGGGCAGGCUUCAAAUUCUUCUUUUGAUAAUGGGAAGGGUGCUCUGCUGGAAUCAAAAGGUGGUGAUGGGACAAUGAACUUGAAACAUGAUCGUCAAAGGGCAACUACAUCGGGGUUAGAUGAAGACUUCCAUCAACCUCCAAGUCUACCAGAUACAAAUGACGAAGGAAAACGUGUUUCACGGGAGAUUGAUCCGAAGCUUCAUGGUCAGGAUCCAAGAGCGCAUAUCGUCACUGGGAAAAAGAAGGCCAAGCUUCUUAAACGUCCUGUUGGGGAACUGGGUGUUGAGAAAUCUGCCUCAGGAGAAAAGAAGAAGAGAAAGAUAGAAAUUGGUAUCAAAACAUCCUCUGAUCUGGGUGUUGAGAAAUCUGCCCCAGGGGAAAAGAAGAAAAAACAGAAGAAAAAGAUAGAAUUUGGUAGCGAAACAUCCUCUGAUCUGGGUGUUGAGAAAUCUGCCCCAGGGGAAGAGAAGAAGAAAAAGAAGCAAGAGAUGGAGUUUUGUGUCGAGAGGUCCUCUGAUCUCAUGCAGAAUCAAUCUGCUACUGGGAAAAGUGGGACAAUUAGUUCAUUGUUGCCUGAUUCUAUUGGGAAGCGGUCAACAUUUGGCAUGGGUGAUACUGAUCUCAAGCUUCCACAGUUACUGGGUGAUUUGCAAGCUCUGGCCCUCAAUCCCUUCCAUGGGGUGGAUAUGAGUAUUUCUCCAACUGUACAGAAGGCCUUUUUGAAAUUCCGGUCGAUUGUUUACGAGAAAAGCUUUUCCCCAGCUGAGACUGAGGCAAACGAAGUUCAUGCCUCGAAAUCGGCAGCUGGCAGUUCUGGGGCUUUUGAAGUUCCAUCCCGAGGGAUUAAAGAGCUGCCAUCUCCAAAACACCCGAAGCCUCUAAUCAGGCCUGAUGACCCGACAAAAGGCGGCCGGAAACGUGGCCCGUCUGAUCGUCAAGAGGAAAUGGCCUCAAAAAGGAUGAAGAAAGUAGAGGAGUUGAAGUCUCUGGCUGUUGAAAAGAAGGCUGCUCAAAUACCCCUAGAAAUCCAUAGAGAUGGAAAAGAAGCAGUGGCUAUUAGACCGCCGAAACUAUUGAAACCAGAUUCUAUCAAGAAAACAACCGAGUCCCCAUCAAAGGCACGUGUACCUACAAUGUUGGUUAUGAAGUUUCCUCCCAAUACAAACCUCCCAUCCGGAUCUGAGCUUAAGGCUAGGCUAGCUCGUUUUGGUCCGUUGGAUCAUUCGGCCACCCGGGUUUUCUGGCAGUCUUUCACAUGCCGUGUUGUCUUUCUUUAUAGAGCUGAUGCUGAGGCUGCACACAAGCAUCUUUCCGGAAGUAAUUCCUUGUUUGGCAAUGUGAAUGUGAAAUCCAGCAUCCGGACAACGGGAGCAAUGGGACCCGAUUCGGAAGGCAAAGCUCAAAGAGAAGAUGCAGUCGAACAAAAGCCUCCGAAGCCGCAGCCGGUGGUUCAGCUCAAGUCAUGUCUGAAGAAGGCGGCGGGCGAGGAGGCGGCGGGGGCAGUCACCACCGGUGGCGGCAGCAAUGGUAAUGGUAGCAGUAGAGGGACCCCUCGUGUAAAAUUUGUGUUGGAGGGUGGAGAGAGUAGUGGCGGUGGGGGUGGUGAGCAAUUGAUAGUUGGUACUAAUAAGAACAACUACUUCAACAAUACAACUAGUUUUGCUGAUGUUGGUGGUAAAUCUUCUUCUUCUUCAUCAUCAUCAUCUCAUGGAAUGGAAUUUAAUACUAGGAAUUUUCAAAAGGGCAUUCUACCUCUUCCUCCUGCUACAGCAAAACUUCCAAACACUUCAAAUAAUAUGGGCUAUGGUGAAGUAGAACCUAGAAAUACUCACAAUUUUAGUGCCAAUAUGGCUCGGGCUGGGCCAAGCCCAACAAACAUAGACAUUGCCCAACAAAUGCUCGUGCCCCCAACAAAAAUAGACAUUGCUCAACAGAUGCUCGGCCUUCUCACCAAGUGUAAUGAUCUAGUAACCAACGUGAGUAGCUUUCUGGGUUAUGUACCCUAUCAUCCCCUCUGAUGAGAAAAUUUGCAAGAAUUCGAUGGGGGAGAAAUCAGUUGGGCCGGGGUGGGCUGAUUAUCGGGCGAAGUCGUAUUGCUUUCCUAUCUUGGGGGAAGAAUUCACCGCAAAACAAAGGCGCCGUGGUCCUGCCGUGGUCGAAGGGGUUUAUUGUGAGAACCAAAGAAAUUGAAACAAAUGAAUGAUUUGUACUCAAUAUCGUGUAUACCGAAGUGAUGAUAGUGAUAAAAGUUCCUUCAUUUCAUGUUUUUUUUUUUUCUAGCGUUUUAUUUAGAAGUUUAUGUCGUAAGCUUGUUAGAGUCCUUUACAUGACAUUUAUGUUGUUUAGCGUUUGUUAUGUUUUGGAAUAAUGUCAUUGAACUA
Rhododendron vialii is the source of this 4023-nucleotide messenger RNA. Its product is annotated as PWWP domain-containing protein 1-like. The record is from RefSeq and is a predicted model, not a curated record. The transcript has 2 exons. The coding region runs from base 256 to 3660 and encodes 1134 amino acids. NCBI's taxonomy places the organism in Eukaryota, Viridiplantae, Streptophyta, Magnoliopsida, Ericales, Ericaceae.